UAAUAGGUUUUUCUGGAAUCAGUCUUUGCAUUUGCAUCUCAAGCACUAUGGUGUGAAUUGUGAUGACUGGUUAUUACGCCUCAUGUGUGGGGGAGUUGAAAUCAGAACAAUUUAUGCUGCUCAUAAACAGGCAAAGGCUUGCAUCAUUUCAAGAUUAAGCUGUGAACGAGCUGGAACCAGGUUUAAUGUCCGGGGAACAAAUGAUGAUGGUCAUGUCGCCAAUUUUGUAGAAACAGAACAGGUUGUGUACUUAGAUGACUCUGUUUCUUCUUUCAUACAAAUUCGGGGCUCUGUUCCAUUGUUCUGGGAGCAACCAGGGUUGCAAGUAUGUGUUUGA
This is a messenger RNA of Castor canadensis (American beaver), 337 nucleotides long. NCBI's taxonomy places the organism in Eukaryota, Metazoa, Chordata, Mammalia, Rodentia, Castoridae. The record is from RefSeq and is a predicted model, not a curated record.